Messenger RNA from Cotesia congregata, 1362 nucleotides. Lineage: Eukaryota; Metazoa; Arthropoda; Insecta; Hymenoptera; Braconidae. The record is from the annotation of a GenBank genome assembly.
AUGGGUAAGAGUAAAAAAUCAAGAUCAAGAAGUCCGGAUCAUUCGAAAGAAAGAACUUCUAAAAGACUUCGGAAACUAGAAGAAAAGAUGGAUGAAUUAACAUCAGGUUUUGCUUUAAUCAAAGACGCUAUUUUGAGACGUAGUCGUUCGUACUCAAAUUCAGGCGAAUCUGAUAUCGAAGGUACUGGAAGCGGUGAUGAUAAAUCGAUUGGUGAAAAGGACGAUAAUGGGGAAGUAGUUGAUCUGUCAUCUAAUUCGCAGUCACAGACUAAUAAAAACAAGGAGAAUGGAACUCCUUGGGAGUUAGAUGCUGAAGAUCUUCGCAUUUUUGGAGCAGAACCUAUUGAGGAGAAGCCUGAAUUAAUUCUGCAUUCUAGCGUUGCAAAUCGCUGGAAAAAAUAUCUUUCUGAGGGUAUUAAGAAAGAGAUUAAGGAGUCAUUAUUGGAAAAGUAUCCCAGGAAGGGAAAACUUUCGUUUGAACCGCCGAUUUUAAAUGAAGAGGUUGCAGGUAACUUAAAAGAAUCGGCGUUGAAAAGAGAUACAUACUUUGGCUCAACGCAGAAAUUAGCCGGAUCUGCCUUGGCUGCAUUGGCUCCAGUAAUUGAAUCUCUGGCGACUCUUAAAGAUCCAGACAAUGUUAAAAGAUUGGAGCAAGUUUGGGAUGCCGCAAAAUUAUUCGGUGAUGGAGUUGAUCACAGCACAAUAAAUUCGGCCAGAGCAGCGUUAUCCUUAAUAUCAAGCGAGGAUGUCUCAAAUAAUCCUUUAAUAAGUCGUUUUGUUAAGGGAGCGUCGAAAAUUAGACCUGGAGGGCGAGGGCCUAAAUAUGAAUCUACUUGGGAUGUGGACCCAGUUUUAGCCAAAUUAGAAUCAUGGGCUCCAGUAGAGGAAUUAUCCCCGAAGAAACUGACGGAGAAGUUGGUUGUGUUAAUUCCUGAAAGAAUUAAAACUUCACGACCAGGAGCUCCGCAGCCAGUGCUAAGACUUCCAUUUUUUCAAAACAAGCCUGAGCUAUGCAUAGCUAGAACAUUAAAUCAAUACGUGACAGUAACUAAAGAUCUUCGGGGGAGUAACGAUUCUUUAUUUAUUUCAUUAAAUAAGCCAUAUGGUGCAGUUAAGAGCGAGACAAUUGCUCGGUGGAUAAGGUCAGCGUUGGAAUCACUGGGAGUUGAUAAAAGAUUCACGGCACAUUCUACUAGACAUGCAUCGACUUCUCGUGCUCAUGAAAAAGGUGUCAGUAUUGACGAAAUAAAAAAGGUGGCUGGGUGGUCUAAAAACUCUAAAGUUUUUGCCGAUUUUUACCACCAGCCAAUAAAUAUUCGUGACAAAAAUUUCGCAGAAGCGGUAUUAACGCCCAGCACAUAG